AUGAGCGGGAUCCUGCGGGAAUUCGAGCAGAUCCAGCAGGAGCAAUCCAGCGGGAGCAGUGGGGCCCCCCUGAGCCGGAUCCUGCAGGAGUUCGAGCAGAUCCAGCGGGAGCAGCGCGAGGCCAACGCCUGCACCGAGCGCCGGGAGUGGUGGGAGCGCCGCUCCCGCCUGGACCUGCGCAUGCAGAGCCUGAUCCAGAGCCUGGACUCGGAGGUUUUGGGGUGCUGGAGGGGGCUGCUGCUGCCCCAGGAUCCCGGGAACUGUCCCCUGGAUGAGCAGGAACUGUCCCAGCUGCUGCAGGAGCUGCAGGAGUGCGGCUGGGAGAGCCCCAACCCCGCCCUGCUCCAGACUCUGCUGGCCGCUCUCUCUCCGGCCGAUCUGCGCUCCCUGGCCGUGUCCGUGUGUCCGGCCCGGCCUCUCUUGCAGAUUUUGGGGUUCUGA
This is a messenger RNA of Ficedula albicollis (Collared flycatcher), 441 nucleotides long. Its product is annotated as separin-like. Gene Ontology annotation, cellular component: nucleus; centrosome; mitotic spindle. The record is from RefSeq and is a predicted model, not a curated record. NCBI's taxonomy places the organism in Eukaryota, Metazoa, Chordata, Aves, Passeriformes, Muscicapidae. Gene Ontology annotation, molecular function: cysteine-type endopeptidase activity. The transcript is spliced from 5 exons. Gene Ontology annotation, biological process: meiotic chromosome separation; proteolysis. Bases 1 to 441 code for a protein of 146 amino acids.